Molecule: messenger RNA, 2692 nt
Organism: Cottoperca gobio
Lineage: Eukaryota; Metazoa; Chordata; Actinopteri; Perciformes; Bovichtidae
Gene: smyd5
Product: SMYD family member 5
Exons: 13
Coding region: 39-1292 (417 amino acids)
Biological process (GO): negative regulation of gene expression, epigenetic
Molecular function (GO): histone H4K20 methyltransferase activity; protein binding
Source: RefSeq, a predicted model, not a curated record
UCAGUGUCAGAGUUCAGAGGGAAAAGGUCGUCAGAAACAUGGCUGCUCCCCUGGAUGACAUGUUUUCCUUCUGCGUGGACCCCGGCAAAGUCUCCACCUGCGUGGAUGUCCGAUUUAUAGACAAUAUCAAGGGCAAGGGUCUCUUUGCCAAAAAGAGCAUCAAGAAGGGAGAGGCCAUUUUUUCUGAGCGGCCACUGGUCUCUGCCCAGUUCCUGUGGAAUGCUUUGUACAAAUAUAAAGCCUGCGAGUACUGCUUACGUGCUCUGGAGACUGCGGAGGAGAAUGCGAAGAGACUCAGCGGCAUCCCUGGACUCAGCCUUCCUUACCCUGAGCUCUGCCGUGUUCGACCAGAGAAGCACCAAGCCUGCCCUCAAUGCCAGGUGAUGUACUGUAGCAGCGAGUGUCGACAAGCUGCGGCAGAUCAGUACCAUCGGGCUCUGUGUUUGGGUUCCUCUCAGGACGAUGCAGACCACCCCGUCAACAAGCUUAAAGAUGCAUGGAGGAGUAUGCAUUAUCCCCCAGAGACCUCCAGCAUCAUGCUUAUGGCCCGAAUGGUAGCGACAGUCAAACAGGCCAAAGACGAAGCGCACUGGCAGAAGCUGUUUUCUCACUUCUGCAGCCGGACGGGUAAUGAGGAAGAGGAGAUCGCCCAUAAGCUACUGGGAGAGAAGUUCAGAGGGCAGCUGGCCUUGUUACACAGCCUUUUUAAAGCAACACUAUAUGAUGACCAUCUGAGUCGGUGGUUUACCCCCGAGGGUUUCCGCUCUCUGUUCGCUCUUGUGGGAACCAACGGACAAGGCAUCGGCACCAGCUCCUUGAGUCAGUGGGUUCAUGCCUGCGAUGCACUUCAGCUUCCUGCCCAGCAGAAGGAGCAAUUGGACUCUUUUAUCGACCAGCUGUACAAGGACAUCGAGAAAGAAACGGGAGACUUUCUAAACUGCGAGGGCUCUGGACUUUUUCUGCUUCAAAGCUCAUGUAACCACAGCUGCAUACCCAACGCAGAGGCCUCUUUCCCAGACAACAAUUUCCUGCUUCAACUCGGUGCCCUUAGUGACAUCAGCCCAGGAGAGGAGAUCUGCAUCAGUUAUUUGGACUGCUGUCAGCGCGACCGAAGCCGUCAUAGCAGACACAAAAUUCUGAGGGAGAACUACCUGUUCGUCUGCUCGUGUCCAAAGUGCGUCUCCCAAAUGGAUGAGCUUGACGUGACUUCAGAGGAGGAAGAGGAGGAUGAAGGCGAGGCAGAAGGUGACGCGGAGGGGGAUGAGAUGGAAGACGAGAUGACGGAUGUCUGACGAAUGACUUGCCCAUAUUGUUCUGAGCCGUUCCCUUUCCUGCAACCACGAAGCCCUGAGGAAUUAAGACCAGUUCAAAACCCCAUCUGCAUUUCACCAGAACUGUCCACAUGUGCGGGAUAAUAUCUUGUCAUCGCUACGUUUCACUCAUCACGUGUCCAUUUAGAGAUAUCGGCCACAGAAAACUGUAAAGGCAGCUUUAGGGCAGUGGGAGGUUUUUAGUUGUUUUGGCUCUACUUCAGCACAAUGGUGGGUUUAAAUAAAACAAAGACUUUGACUUUCAACUAUCUGGGUUUGUGUGUAAAACGUUAAGGACUGGUAGGCCCACCAAAACUUGGUGCCUAUGUAAUAAAAGGGAUAACAUUUCUAAACAGUUUAUCCAAUGUGGACGCUGCUUUUUUAAAUCAAAACAUUCUGGCCACUUCUGGCUAAACAUAGCAGUCCAAAUUAGUAUAGCCUUUAACCAAAGAGUUAAAACUGCUGCCAGCAACAGUGCUGAGAAUAACAAAAAGACCAAAAAAAACAAAACGAUGAGCUGAAAGACUCUAAAAGGCUUGAAAGGGCUGAUGGGAACUGCAGAGGCUUGUAAUUAUUCCCUGCAGCUUCAUCACUACCAGCUCUGGUAUCACAGUCCCUUUUUUUUAAUGCAUUGUUAAUGUAAAAAUAUUGAGUAGAGCAGCUUUAAAUUAAAGCUGAAAGUCGGUACUUAAUCUUCACAGCUGUUGUGUAGUUUGAUCCAAUGUGCUGGAGUACAGAGUCAAAACAAAACUGCCCCAAUCCUCGUGUCUGACCGUCAGGUCCACUAAAUCCAACUGUCAUCACUUCUUGUUGCUGACGACUCAUGAACAAGGCAAAGUGAUUAAGCGAAGGUCAAAUGGUUCUCCGUGGUUUUCUCCACUUAAGAAGUUUCUUACAUGACUAUGCAUUACUGUACUGAAGAGGCUUUUUUUAUUUAUAUUCUGCUCUGUUCUGUAAUUACAGUCUUGUCAUAUGGGAGACAUCCAGCCAGUGAAAUAUAGUUUGGUUUUCAUACAAUGAUCUAUGGGGUUCAGUUAAACCUUACUUAAUGUAUUGUGGAGACCUUGAGUUGAAAAUUGCUUUGUCAGUAACUGUUUGGCCUUUGUUGAGAACUGUAUUUCAAACCGCAGUUCCACAUGAGUGAAAUUGCUGCGGCCCACACAGGAAUCAAUAUUACAACAGUGACUGUAAUCACAAAUCCCAAUAUUUUCAGUUCCUCGACAGAGAUUGGAAAUAUUGAAUGAGUAAUCCCAACUUUCUCAGUUGGCAUUCAGCGCAGUGGCCCAGGAGAACGAGUAAGUGACACAAGUAUGAUUUAAAAUGUUCUAACGGGAGCAUAGCAGUUGUUGCUUACUACUCUAGCAUAAAGCAUUGCAAUUGGA